Molecule: messenger RNA, 288 nt
Organism: Aureococcus anophagefferens
Lineage: Eukaryota; Pelagophyceae; Pelagomonadales; Pelagomonadaceae
Exons: 1
Molecular function (GO): sulfuric ester hydrolase activity
Source: RefSeq, a predicted model, not a curated record
AUGGCGGCGCCGCGCUGGCUCGCGGGCCUCUGGCUCGUCGCCGUGGCGCGCUGCUCGGACGAGGACCGCGGCGGCCGGCGGCGGCCCGUCGUGCUCGUCGUCGCCGACGACUUCCGGCCCCAGGUCGGCGCCUUCGGCUUCGACGACGUCGAGACGCCGCACCUCGACCGGCUCGUCGCCGGCGGCGUGAGCUUCACGCGCGCCUACGCGCAGGCGCCGAGCUGCAACCCGAGCCGGACGUCGUUCCUCACGGGCCUCUACCCGGACGUCACGAAGGUCUUCUACUUC